GUAAGUGAACUUUAUCCGCGGCGGCUUGUGAUUGGCCACUUCACUUCAACUAUUGGUCAUUCAACGAUCUUAGAAGUCUCAGCGAGAAGACUCGGCCCCGAACGUCCAGGCCAAGAGGCCCAAGCGGGAGAAGAAGUUGCGCAUGUUCACGUGCGCGUGCAGCGCCAACUUCCCGACUAAAGGGCAGAGAAACAGCCACCGACGCGACUGUAAAGUCGCCAAGGCCCAGGUCAUGGAAGAGAGGUUGAAGGACAUGACGAGGCCCGGGAGCGAGUGCGACUCGUGCGGCAGACUCUACUCGAUGGACGACAUCUUGUACCGAGAGAAGACCAUGAUCAUUCGCCUCUACGAGGGCACCGUCAUCUGCUCGGACUGCGCGGCUACCCGCACAAGGAGGAGCCGGAGAUAUACGCGGAGGAGAUCGAGGAGUAUCUGCAGGUGCGACGCUCAGUGGCCCCCUUCCCGUGGCUCAAGGCGCGCCGUGAAAAGCUGCUCAAGGAGCUGACGGAGGAGCUGCACAAGCCCGAGCGAGUGCAGAAGUGGAUUGAGAGCGGACACGACGUCGAGUCGUAUUUGAGCUAUUGAGGCGUGCGUGACCAGUAAGCUCCGAAGUGCGUUUGUAUCUGAAUCAGAAACCAGGGAAGAGAUGCCAAUAGUAUGGAUUCAAUGCGUGUUGAAAGGAUGCGUAUCGCGACAGCAC
This is a messenger RNA of Phytophthora sojae, 700 nucleotides long. RefSeq lists its product as hypothetical. Lineage: Eukaryota; Oomycota; Peronosporomycetes; Peronosporales; Peronosporaceae. The transcript has a single exon. The record is from RefSeq and is a predicted model, not a curated record. The coding region runs from base 143 to 505 and encodes 120 amino acids.